This is a messenger RNA of Plenodomus lingam JN3, 540 nucleotides long. The record is from RefSeq and is a predicted model, not a curated record. NCBI's taxonomy places the organism in Eukaryota, Fungi, Ascomycota, Dothideomycetes, Pleosporales, Leptosphaeriaceae.
AUGCCUACACCAUCAUGUGGACCUGAGACAGCAUCCGAUGCUCGACAACGAGCACUCUUAUCCUACGGUACGACCAAGGCUGGUAAUAUUGAAAUUUACACAAUGUUCAGGGACCACCCUUGCCAAACGAGUCGCGUUCCUGGAAUCUCUUUGGUGCAAAAUUCAAUGACCAUGUGGGCAAUCCUGGCUACAAAGAAACGGCCCUUUGGUGGACAAGGAUUGUGGAAAGAUCAACGGCGAUUACCAAGUCUGAUAUGGGCGGAAAAAAGGAUACAAAACGGAGCUACAAGACGCGACCAUCAAAGGACACGGCUGCCCACUACCCCAUUCUCCUACCCUUCCCUUACCAUGUCUAGCCCCACGGCGUCCACAACCCCCAAGUUCAGCAACCACGAUGAACUCCCCAUCGCCAUUAUUGGCGGUGGACUAGGCGGGCUUGCGCUUGCUCUAGGCCUCGUCAAACACGGCGUCAAGAUUCAAAUCUUCGAAUCUGCCCCAGCGUUUGCCGAGAUAGGUGCUGACUUUUCGACGGAUACAUGA